AUGGAUUCAGAAGAGAAGGAAAUUGUGGUUUGGGUUUGCCAAGAAGAGAAGAUUGUCUGUGGGCUAACCAAACGCACCACCUCUGCUGACAUCAUCCAGGCUUUGCUUGAGGAACAUGAGACUACAUUUGGAGAGAAACGAUUUCUUCUGGGGAAGCCCAGUGAUUACUGCAUCAUAGAAAAGUGGAGAGGCUCUGAACGGGUUCUUCCCCCACUAACAAGAAUCCUGAAGCUUUGGAAAGCAUGGGGAGAUGAGCAGCCUAAUAUGCAGUUUGUUUUGGUUAAAGCAGAUGCUUUUCUUCCAGUUCCCUUGUGGCGGACAGCUGAAGCCAAAUUAAUGCAAAACACAGAAAAACUGUGGGAGCUCAGCCCAGCAAAUUACAUGAAGAUGUUACCACCAGAUAAGCAAAAGAGAAUAGUCAGAAAAACUUUCCGGAAACUGGCUAAAAUUAAGCAGGACACAGUCUCCCAAGAGCGAGAUAGUAUGGAGACAUUAGUUCAUCUGAUUAUUUCCCAGGAUCAUACUAUUCAUCAACAAGUCAAGAGAAUGAAAGAGCUGGAUCUGGAAAUUGAAAAGUGUGAAGCUAAAUUCCACCUCAACCGGGUAGAAAAUGAUGGAGAAAAUUAUGUCCAGGAUGCAUAUUUGAUGCCCAGUUUCAGUGAAGUUGAGCAAAAACUAGGCUUGGAGUAUGAUGAAAACCAGAUUCUGGAGGACCUGAGAGAAAGUGAUGGAAUUGUACAGCUGGAGGAGCGACUAACAUAUUAUAGAAAGCUCAUUGACAAGCUCUCUGCCGAAAUAGAAAAAGAGGUCAAAAGUAUUUGCACAGAGAUAAAUGAAGAUGAAGAAAGGGCAGCUGCAAGUGAACUUGAAGGCUCUAACUUAGAAAGUGUUAAGUGUGAUUUGGAGAAAAGCAUGAAAGCUGGUUUGAAAAUCCACUCUUACUUGAGUGGCAUCCAGAAAGAGAUUAAAUACAGUGACUCAUUGCUUCAGAUGAAAGCUAAAGAAUAUGAGCUCCUGGCCAAGGAGUUCAGUUCUCUUCAUAUUAGCAACAAAGAUGAAUGCCAGCUAAAGGAAAACAGAGGAAAGGAAUCUGAGGUCCCUACCAGCAGUGGGGAGGUUCCUCCUCUUACUCAAAGAGUAUUUAACAUGUAUUCAAAUGACACAGACUCAGACACUGGUAUCAGCUCUAACCACAGUCAGGACUCAGAAACAACUAUUUCACCUAUCUUUGGGAAGAUAUUUAGAACUUUCGUAAUAUUUCACUUUUAG
Mesoplodon densirostris (Blainville's beaked whale) is the source of this 1269-nucleotide messenger RNA. It is a transcript of the gene RASSF9, whose product is annotated as Ras association domain family member 9. Bases 1 to 1269 code for a protein of 422 amino acids. Gene Ontology annotation, biological process: signal transduction. The transcript has 2 exons. NCBI's taxonomy places the organism in Eukaryota, Metazoa, Chordata, Mammalia, Artiodactyla, Ziphiidae. The record is from RefSeq and is a predicted model, not a curated record.